Bacillus rossius redtenbacheri is the source of this 1350-nucleotide messenger RNA. Its product is annotated as prostatic acid phosphatase-like. Gene Ontology annotation, biological process: dephosphorylation. NCBI's taxonomy places the organism in Eukaryota, Metazoa, Arthropoda, Insecta, Phasmatodea, Bacillidae. The record is from RefSeq and is a predicted model, not a curated record. The transcript has 8 exons. Gene Ontology annotation, molecular function: phosphatase activity. Bases 54 to 1274 code for a protein of 406 amino acids.
UUGGGGAAUUACUAGCUCCACCACCUGACCCGCCCCCAGCCCACCUCCUCGCGAUGACGCACUUGUUGGCAUUGCUGUUCGCUCUGGUGGCGGCCCAGCAGGUCGUGUCUGGCGAGGAUCUGGGGACCAUCAUCUUCUCCAGUGUGCUCUACCGCCAUGGAGAUAGAGCGCCCGCUACUGACUACCCCAACGACCCGUACAAUGAUGUGGCGCAGUAUUGGCCUAGAGGGUAUGGCCAGCUCUCUGAGAUCGGCGAAGAGCAGCACUACAGGCUGGGCUCGUACCUCAGACAGAGAUACUCUGACCUGCUGCCUCUGACUUACAACUACAAUGACACCUACAUCAGGAGCACGGAUGUGGACCGUACCCUGGUGAGCGCCCGUUGUAAUCUGGAGGGACUGUACCCGCCGACAGAGAGGACCUUGAGCCAGCCCAGCAUCAAGUUCCAGGCCAUCCCCAUACACACCGAGACUUCGUCGAAUGAUGAUCUCCUGCUGUCGACUUCAUCCUGUGCCAAAUACACGACCAUCCUCUCAUACCUGGAAGAAUCCUACGAAUACCAGUGCGUCAUGAACGAGACAGCGCAGAUUCAGGAGGAAGUUGCAGCCUUUGCCGGGUACUCGUCAUUUACGUCUUACAUCUACGACAUCCUCUUCAUCGAGGAGCUGUAUAAUAUGACACUGCCAGACUGGGUGUGGCCUUACUAUCCGAACCCACUGAAGAACCUGUACUUGCUACAACAGUUUAUUACAUCAGCAGGAACAACUGAACUUCAGAGGUUGUCCGCAGGUCCGAUGCUUAAGGAGAUCAUCGAGAACAUGCAGGCAAAGGUGAAUGCCACGCUCAGUCCAGACCGCAGCCUCUACGUCUACUCGGCCCACGACUCAAACGUAGUCAACACUCUGCAGGCCUUGAAAGUCUUCAAUGGCAUCCUGGUCCCUUACGCAAGUGCGGUUAUCAUAGAACUACGAGAGUUGAACAGCAGUAACUACGUGACGGUGUCGUACAAGAACAGCACGGAGACGGAGCCGUACCUCCUGCAGCUGCCGGGAUGCGACUCCCUGUGCCCUCUGGACCAGUUCGUGGAGCUGACCAAGGAGGUCAUCCCCGACGACCUGGACACCGAGUGCGCCGAGGAAGUGACGGCAGGGACGGAGUACCUCUUCCAGGUCCCCGCCGCCGCUAUCCUGCCGGAGUGGGAGCACUGCUUCCAGAAGCCCAAGUCCGACAACGGCCUGUUCCACUUCCUUUCGUUUCAAACUUCCAGCAAGUAGACGACUAACAGCCAAUCACAAAACUAAUAUUGUUGAGAAUGUCUGCUCUCUGAAUAAAGCAUUUUGAAAAUUAAAA